CAUCACCGCGCGCCAGCAUGGAUGUCUUGGCGGACCACAGUAUCUUUCAGGAACUUCAGCUCGUCCACGACACCGGCUACUUCUCCGCCAUGCCUUCCCUGGAGGAGAACUGGCAGCAGACCUGCUUAGAACUGGAACGCUAUCUGCAGACGGAGCCCAAGCGUUUGUCGGAGCUCUUCGACCAAGACUUAGAUGGCCUGUUAACUCCGGCCUACCUGAAGGAGGACGGAGAGGAGGAGCUAUCGGACUCUCUCCUCCCCAGCUUGCCCAGCCACCCCGAACCCCCGAGUCCUCCUCCCAUGAUCCUUUGCUCCUCGCGGAAGAAUUUCCCCUCCACUGGUGCAGUGAGAAGAGACCUCAAAUCCAAAGGACAGGGCCUGGAAAACUUAGAAGGGAUGGAGGGGGUCCAUCAGGCUCAGCUGAGCGCCGUCACCUCGCUGACGCCGCCGUCGUCGCCCGAACUGGGGCGACACCUCGUGAAGCCCAACCAGACGCUGACGGCUUCGGCCGACGGGACGCUCACCUUGAAGCUGGUAGCCAAGAAGGUGGGGCUUAGCGCCGCACGGCUGGUGGCGGGGCACACGCUCCCUGUCAGGAUGAAGGACGAAGAAGAGGGGGCUGCGUGCCUGAUCGGGGUCGGAGAGCUACCGGAGAACAAGAAGAGGAUCCACCGUUGUCAGUUUAAUGGCUGCCGGAAGGUGUACACCAAGAGCUCCCACCUGAAGGCCCAUCAGAGGACACACACAGGUGAGAAGCCGUACAAGUGCUCGUGGGAGGGCUGCGAGUGGCGAUUCGCCCGGAGCGACGAGCUGACGAGGCACUACCGCAAACACACCGGCGCCAAGCCUUUCAAGUGCAACCACUGUGACAGGUGCUUCUCGCGGUCGGAUCACUUGGCGCUACACAUGAAGAGGCACAUCUGAGGAGUCGGCGAGAGGUCAGGGGGACGUGGCGGCGGAGCGGGAAAGAGGGAGCGUCGUCUGCAGAGAAACAGAGAGAGACUCCAAAAAAGAAUGAAAUGAAAAAAAAAAGAAAAAAAAAGAAAGAAAACGAAACCCACCAGACUUGGUCUCUCGGAGGUGGAGGUGGCCACGUGUUGGACUACAAACUGGAGGAUCUGCGCCGCGAACAGUUGGCCCGCGAUUCCACCGACGCCGCCCCGCGUUGU
Salarias fasciatus (jewelled blenny) is the source of this 1168-nucleotide messenger RNA. Its product is annotated as Krueppel-like factor 7. The transcript is spliced from 4 exons. Gene Ontology annotation, biological process: regulation of transcription by RNA polymerase II. The coding region runs from base 18 to 923 and encodes 301 amino acids. Gene Ontology annotation, molecular function: DNA-binding transcription factor activity, RNA polymerase II-specific; RNA polymerase II cis-regulatory region sequence-specific DNA binding. NCBI's taxonomy places the organism in Eukaryota, Metazoa, Chordata, Actinopteri, Blenniiformes, Blenniidae. The record is from RefSeq and is a predicted model, not a curated record.